This is a messenger RNA of Polyodon spathula (Mississippi paddlefish), 1955 nucleotides long. Its product is annotated as alpha-1-syntrophin-like. Lineage: Eukaryota; Metazoa; Chordata; Actinopteri; Acipenseriformes; Polyodontidae. Gene Ontology annotation, molecular function: structural molecule activity; protein binding. The record is from RefSeq and is a predicted model, not a curated record. Bases 68 to 1558 code for a protein of 496 amino acids. The transcript has 8 exons. Gene Ontology annotation, cellular component: intracellular anatomical structure; neuromuscular junction; sarcolemma.
CACCCCCAUCUCCGUACAGCACUUCUGCCAGCCGAGAGAGUGCAGUUAUUCCAGGAAUGUGUUGAACAUGGCUGCUGGGAUGAAAGCUCAGAAGACCGGACUGUUGGAGCUCCGAACCUCCGUUGAUCGCUGGAUCAAGGUCCUUGCAUGUCUCACGGAGGAGACCCUGGCGGUGAGUCCCGGGGACGGCGCGGUGGAACCAGUGAGCCACAGCCCCAGUUCUAGCCUUGGCGGGACGGUGAAUGGAGAGCCCAAUAACCCAAGUUCGAGCUCUCCAGUCCCCGAAUCAAUCACCAACAUAAAGCGCACCGUGCGAAUCACCAAGCAAGAUGUUGGAGGACUGGGAAUCAGCAUUAAAGGUGGGAAGGAGAACAAGAUGCCCAUCCUGAUUUCGAAGAUUUUCAAAGGACUGGCAGCGGACCAGACAGAGGCGCUGUACGUGGGAGACGCCAUCCUGUCUGUGAACAGCUCCGACCUGCGGGAGGCCACCCACGAUGAGGCUGUGCAGGCCCUGAAGAAGACGGGCAAGGAGGUCAUCCUGGAAGUGAAGUAUAUCAAGGAGAUGUCCACAUACUUUAAGAACUCCUCCCCCAGUGCCUCAAUCCCCUGGGACUCCCCCCCUUCCUCCCCCCACAGACAGGUGUCGUCGGACUUCUCACACGCCAUGGUGGAACUCAAGGAGGGGAAGAGCAUCUCACUGAAAAUGUGCCAAGUAGUGAAGAGACAAUGCCCACCCGACACGGAAAACAGGUAUUUUGAAGUGACCUCCGCUGACAGAAACUCCUCUUUGUUCCUCCGGGCGAAGGACCCUGCCAUGGCCCAGUCCUGGUACACUGCCAUCCAAUCAGCUGCCAAUACUCUCUUACCCCGAGUGAAGGAGGAACUGAAGUCUCUGCAGGGGGAGCCAGGGGGCAAAGAGAUCAAACACCUUGGUUGGCUCAUUGAACAGCCUGCUGGGGGUGCUGAGAAGCCAGUGUUAGCCAUCCUGACAGAGAAGGAUCUGCUCUUCUUCCACAGCUUACCUAAGAGCAGAGAGGCCUUGAGCCGUCCAGACCACAGCCAUCCGCUCAUAGCAACCAGGCUGGUGCACUCAGGCCCUGGAAAGGGCUCCUCUUUGAUGGACUCCGAGUUCUCAUUUGCCCUGCGCAGUGGCACUCAGCAGGGGGUGGAGACACACGUGUUCCAUGUGGAGACGGCCAAGGAGCUGUCAGCUUGGACACGGCUGCUAGUGGAUGGCUGCCACAGCGCCUCGGAGCUUAUCCAGGAGGUCACUGCAGCCUGUACCUGGAAGGGGGAGACCUGCAUCCUGUCAGUGCACAUCGAGAAGGGCUUCACCCUCUUCACAGAGGAGCCAGGCCUCAGCAAGACCCUCCUCUUCCACCAGCCCUUCGAGAAGCUCCGCAUGUCCUCGGAUGACGGCUCUCGAAUCAUCUUCUUGGACUUUGGGGGACCUGAGGGAGAAAUCCAACUGGACCUUCACUCCUGUCCUAAAACCAUGGUGUUCAUCAUCCACUCGUUCCUGUCUGCGAAGGUGACACGACUGGGCUUGCUUGCAUAGGAGCUGCCUCCCAGUGUGUGGAGGAAACACUCAGAGGAAACUCCGACAAAUCACUAGACUCUUUCGUGCAAUAUUCAGAAGCUUUUGUGCGGAGUUGCUUCUGAGCUGGUACUAAACCACCGUUCGCCUUUCCAUGCAUUCUCUGGAGUUUCACCAGAGCAGCAUUCAACCUACUGUUACUAUAGAAGGGCUAAGAGCAAGUGUUCGGUUCGCAGCAAUAAAAUACUUAAAGUACCAUUAUUUACUCCCAUAGUUUGAAGUGUUGCUGAUUUUACAAAACUUGCAACCAAGCAACUGAGUAGUUUAGUAUUCCCUCUUUUCAUUAGCAUGUUGUUUUUUGUGCCUUUUAUGAAGUAAGCAGUAAAGGAGUAAAAUGAUUUGACUAUAGACCCCUAAA